CGUGGAUUGGUCGCCUUGUUAGGUCUGCUCAAAUAUUCUGUCAGGAGAUAGCUGGGUGGCAGGGACGAGGCGAGACGAGAGGGGCGCGUUUCGCUUGGGCACCUCAAAAGCCAUGUAAGACCUCUGGCUUACCAACAAUUACGACAAAAAGUUAAAUUUAUUUACCAAGAACUUCAAAUAUGUAUAAAUUUGUAACUUCAUUUUGAUAGCAACCAAGAAAAGUUAUUUGGAAUUGACAUAUCACCAACCAAGAGGACGCAUUUGGGAAUUACGCAUUUAGAAACUUGGCUGCAACUUUCCAAAAGUCAACUUCUUACGUUAAGGAUACUUGUAAUCAGUUUGGAUGUCUGGUAAAAGCGAAGACUCACGCACGGAGCUUUCUUUGAGGUAGUUUUGCGAAUCCUUUCUGUCAAAAAGUGGAUUUUGUUUGGCUGACAUCAUGAGCGGGGGUCGUUUUGAAUUUGACGACGGUGGAGCGUACUGCGGCGGCUGGGAGGGAGGCAAGGCGCACGGACAUGGGAUCUGCACCGGCCCCAAAGGACAGGGGGAGUACGCUGGAUCGUGGAACUACGGCUUCGAGGUGGUCGGAGUCUACACCUGGCCAAGCGGGAAUACCUACGAGGGGUACUGGCAGCAGGGCAAGCGGCACGGCCUGGGCAUAGAAACCAAGGGGCACUGGAUUUACAAAGGCGAGUGGACGCACGGGUUUAAAGGAAGAUACGGCGUCAGGACGAACGUGGUGAGCGGUGCCAAGUAUGAAGGAACGUGGAAUAACGGGCUACAGGACGGGUAUGGCACGGAGACGUACGCGGACGGAGGCACGUUCCAGGGCCAGUUCACAGGGGGCAUGCGACAUGGCUACGGCGUGCGUCAGAGCGUCCCCUAUGGGAUGGCGGCGGUGGUGCGCUCGCCCCUGCGCACCUCUCUCACCUCCCUGCGCUCAGAGCACAGUAAUGGGGCCGUGCUGCAGCAGGAUGUCCCUCUCAUCACCACCACCAGUGCCUCAGGGGAGGAGACACCCGUGUCCACCCCCACACACCUGGGCCCGGCACGGGGAGGCUUCGCCCUGACAUUGCAGGUGGAUCCAGAGACUGCCAAGACCAAGAAGAAGGGGCUGUUUCAGAGGAGCUCUCUUCUGGGCAAACUGAAGAAGGCUGAGUCCAAUACAUCACUGUCCAGUCAAAAAAGUAAACUUAGUUUCCUCAGAACAGAGUCAGCUCUGAGCUCCAAUGCCAGUGACACCAACUCUACUAUAAGCCUGGGAGACGAGAGCCUGGCUGGAGCAGAGGACUUCCCCCCGGUGGAGGCUGACAUCGACGCCACCACCACAGAGGUGUACAUGGGCGAGUGGAAAAAUGACAAGCGCUCAGGCUAUGGCAUCAGCGAGCGCUCCAGCGGACUCAAGUAUGAAGGGGAGUGGCUCAACAACCAGAGGCAUGGCUACGGCUGCACCACCUUUGCAGAGGGGGGCAGAGAGGAGGGCAAGUACCUGAACAACAUGCUGGUAAAGGCCGUGAAGAAAAGAGUAAUCCAGCUCAAAGGAACCAAGAUCAAACACAAGGUGGAGCGGGCGGUGGAGGGAGCGCAGAGAGCAGCCGCCAUCGCCAAGCUCAAGGCCGAGAUUGCUGCGUCCAGAACCACUCAUGCAAAGGGAAAGUCUGAUGGAGCAGACCAGGCGGCUCAGGCCUCCAGCGGAGAGGCCAGUCUGGCCCGAGCUGUGGCCAAAGAACUGUCACCUUCAUUCUACCAACCAGGUCCAGAGUACCUGAAAAAGCGUGCCCUGCAGGAGGCAAUGGAGAGCAGUGAGAACACAGACACUGUGAUGCACGAGCCACUGUUAGCCGAAGAAGAGCCAUUGCCCACCCCUCCUGAGAGUCCUGUUCCCAACGAGCUUGACCUCCUCAUGCCUGAGUCGUCACCCGCACGGACCCCCUCUCCCAGCCCCGGCAUCACCCAGCCCCCCAAAGACGACAAGCUUCUCAGCCCUAGAACCUGGAGCGAGGGAGGAGGGAGCACCAAGUCAAACAGCAAACCAAACAGUCGCCCUAUUACGCCUUCUACACCUGUCACUACUGCUCCUCCACCUGCACCUGUCACUCCUGCAUCCGCCCCCGAACGCAGCCCGAGCCGCCAAAGCAACAAAGUCGAACAAGACCUCGAAAUUAAACCUCUCCAAAAAUUCAACGACGAGAAACAAUCUGAAGCUGCAAUUUCCGCUCCAUCCCCAGCACAAGUAGAGGAGGAAGAGGAGCCAGUACCACCUGUACCACCUCCACGCCCAACAUCCAAAAUGUCCGCUAAAGCUGCCACCCCAGAACCGCCGAAAGUGGUAGAGCCAAAGCCUGAGAGAGCUCCAUCAGUCCAGGAGAGGGCGCCAUCCGUGUCCAGGGAGACAAGUAGAUCUUCGAGCAGAGCAGAUUCAAGGCCGGCGUUGAAGAGGCAGGCGAGUCCCGCUCCAAGACCUAAACUGGAGGCGAAGAUCCCAGCUCCCAAACCAGUGGAGCCCAAACCAGCAGAGGUUAAAGCUGUGGUACCUAAAGCAGCACCUAAACCUGAGCCUAAAGCUGAAACUAGACUGAAGUCAACAGGAGUGAGUCAGAGCAAAGAGGAGCCACUGGACUCUCUGGAUAUGGAGGGCCCGAACACCAUCUUGAUUGUCAUGGUAAUUCUACUUAACAUUGGGUUAGCCAUUCUCUUUGUGCACAUCCUGUCUUGAGGUUCUUUACUUCAGGUUACAGUUGGAAGAUGGCGCCUCCUCAGGACCAGAAAUGCUACGGCCUCCUGCAGACAGCCAGGGGGCGCUGUUUUUUGUUGAAUGACUUGUGUUGAGGCUCUGGGAAUCUCCGAGACUCGAGACAGAAGAGAAGAGGAAAGGCUCCAAAAACUGGGACAAUUCAGGACAAAAAGUGUUGAAGUCACGAUGGAUGAGUAUGUCUACACAGGAAGAAGUCAUCAAUGUUGUUUUAAAUGGAAAGGAACUACGCAGAGUUCAGAAGAUGUUGGUUAAUUACUGACUGAAAAUUCUCACCAAAAUGCCUUAACCAUGAUUAUAUAGCAACAGCACACGUGUGAAGAGUGUGGGAGUGUAUUUAUGGUCAGUGUACUGUUUUAAUGUUGUUUUAAUUGUACUGUAGUAACUUUUAAAUUAUUCAUAAUUCACCCUAUGCUGUGCUAGAAACUGCAUUUUUAAGCUUACCAUAUUGAAAAUGUACCUAUUGUUUCAUUCACAUCAGUUUGAGUACUCUUGCAUAUUUAGUCUAUCUCAAAACCUUCUGUUACACCUGCUGAUGUCACAAGGUGGUAACCAGGAAGUAGGCUGCAUUCAUUUGUGCUGUAGUAAUGUUUAAAUUAUUCCUAAAUGCCCCAUGUUGUUAGAAACUGCCUUUUUAAGCUUACCAGAGAAAACAUAGCUUUCGUAUAAUUUAUAACUGUUAGUCCAUAUUUAGUCUAUCUCAGAACACUCAGUUUCACUUGCUGAUGUCACCAAGUGGUAUCCACGAAGUAGUUUAUAAUAUUGAACUGGGCAGUUCAUGAUUCAAGCUAUCAACAUGACUUCGCUACAAAGCUGGCCACUGCUUUUACCGUGGUUUAAACUGCUUUACCUUAAACCAUGCGUUCUCUGCUAGAAAUAAUUACAUUUUGUAUAUGCACAGAGCUUAUGGCUGAGAGCAUUUGACCAGUUUUCAAUUCAAAUGAAUUAUAUUAGGUUAUAAAACAGAUAGAUUGUGGUGUGCAGACUUAUUUUAAAUGCUUAAAAUAACAGAAUGUAUGAGCUUUAAAUCGCAUUAUUUAUUACAGGUUGUGAAUGGUAGUAUUUAGUUUAAGUUGAAACAAUUCUCUGGGAAAAUGUAAAAUAUAAAAGUGUACUGAAUCUCCUCUUUGCAGUAAUAGUUUAUGCUUCUCAUCUGCUCCAAUUGCAAACACUGGUCUAACCUUAAUUAGCUGGAGAGAUUGAUUAAAAUGGUUUGGGUUCAAAUUAAUUAAUAUUUUUCUUAUGUAAUUUCUUAAGAAAUUCUUCAUAAAAUCUCUUGGUAUGUCAUGUUUUAGAGUCUGUGUAUAGUCCAGAGAGGAAUAUUCCAUUACUAAAUUAGUGAACGAUUAUCUUGGUAAUCAAUAAAUUGUGAUUAAUUGAUUCACUUGUUUCAGAUCUAAAAGUGAUCUAUUGAUAUUUUUAUAUAAAGAUGAUUGGAAGAAACAAGCAAGAGUAUAUGCAAAACCACUAAGACAAGUCAGUAUGUGUUUCUUACAGUAGCUUGCCUUACACUGCUGUGGACUUCACUGUGAAACUUCAUUUUCACUUGUUUGUAUUUAUGAUCAUUCAAAUGUAAUGACUAUAUUGUGUUUGAAUAGAGAAGUAUUGGUGUUUGUGCUGUUUAAAUGCUGGAUUGUUGUACUGUAUUACAGAGGUGGGCAGUGUCUGUUACUUCAAAAUAGUUACUUAAGUAAAUGUAAUUGUGAACUACCCACCUCUGCAUAUUUGCCUGUCUCUCAUGGCACCCAGGUGGUAAAACAGUGUUCUCUGCUCAGACCUCUCAAAAUCUAUGGUAAUGAGGACUAGACCAGGGCUAAGACUGGACUAGACCAGCACUAGAGCAGGACUACACCAGGGGAGUAGCAUGGCCCUUGAGACAAACCAUGUUGGAGGGCUGACAUUAGAUGACUGUAUGAGUCAUCAGUUUAGCAAAUCCUGGUUCACUCUCUGGUUUUGUCCUGGUUUGACCAGGUUUUGAUCUGGUUUAGUCCUGCUUUAGUCCCUGGUUUAGAUUUGGUUUAGUCCUGUUUUAGUCCCAGCUUUAGUCCAAUUUUCAGUCCAAUUUUCAUCCCUGGUUUAGUCUUGCCUGAGCAGUCAUACACACAUGCUUUAGGAGGGACUGGCUGGUCAGGCAAGGUUUAGUGCCUGGUGCCGUCCUGGUUUAGUCCAGGAUUAGACCUGAUUUUGACCUGGUCCAGUGCCUAGUUUAGUCCUGUUUUAAUCCUUGUUUAUUUCUGGUUUAUUCCAGUAUUAAUCAUAGUGUUCUGAUUUAGUUUAAAUAUACAGUACAUAUACAUCAUUAUUACUUGCAAAAAUACUAUUAUAUGACACCGAAUUGUCUGUGAGUGGAGAGCACUGUAAAUGUGAGAUGGUUUUAUUGCUUUAGUAUAGACUAGUAUGGAGAAUGGGCUAAGCUUGUGUAUAUUUGAAUGGCUUCUUUGAAUGUUGUCAUGAUUUUAUUUAAGUAUAAUUUCGGUAUUGGAGGCAGUCUUCUCACUUGGCGUCAUUUCAGGGCUUCUAGUCACAUUGUUUUUUUUGCAGGAGGGCACUUGUGUUUAAUGUUUUGUAAUUUAUUUCUGUGCAUGUCAAUAGCCACAAAAAAGUAGAAUUUCAGAAAUUGAUUUUUAAAACGUUUACUUCUUUAUAUGAGAUGGGAAAUUAGGGAUGUAACAAGAACCACUUUGAUUUUGUAAUAUUUUAAAGGUAUACUAUGUAACUUUUCUGGUGAAGUGUAACCCACCUUCUUGUCUCCAUGGAGACAUAGAGACAAGCUGGUACCUUCAACCCAGGCAAAUUUACAGGUCAGAUAUGUGGAGAGAUGACCCCACUCACAGUAAGAAGGCAGGUAUCUCAAUGUUUGUUUGUUUUUUGUUGUUUUUUUGAGCAGUAAAAAUGCAUGUAAUUGAAUAAAUGCAACAUUAGCCAUUCCAAACAAUGCAGUAACAUUGCCAUGGAGACAAGAGAUGGCAUACCCUACACCAGAAAUAUGAAAUAGAGCACCUUUACAUUUCAGUAUGUUACUACAAGCCCCUUUGUCAAAAUGAAUCAUUUUUGGUGGUAAAAUUGCAAGAGAGAGAACUACAUUGACCAUGAUCCUUUGCUUUUUCCAUGACAGCAGCAUGUAUAAAUUACUGUUAUUAAAUACUUUCUAAAUCCUACAAAUAUCACAGCAAUUUAAAGGUGCAAUAUGUAACUUUCUUGACAUUGACUUUGCUACUUCUGUUCAUCUCCAUGGGGAUUAGUAGGAUAAGUUUUUAUAUCUCUAUGCAAACAAACAACUGAUCAGCUCAGCAGACAAGCAACUCGGUUCACAAAAAUGAAGGUAGAGCAAUAAAAAAUAUUUGUACCUGAAUCUAGAUAAAAUGCCAAACUGUGUAACAUUACAGGCAAAGAAAUGUUAUGGAGAUUAGCAGGUGGCAGUUCCCAAACCAGAAAAGUUCCAUAAUGCACUUUAAAGACUAGUUUCAGGGCAUUUUUAUAGGACAAAAGUGGUAUUUCUGUAGCAUUGGACCUCUAUAUUAAUUGUACCAUAAGAUGAAUUAAUACCUAAAUUUAAUUGUUACAUCCCUAGAGUACAGUACAAUCCUUAACUGCAUGUCUUACACUGAGCACUGUCCUUUUGAGCUGUCUUUACCCAAACAUUCAAACACCAGAUCACAUCAGUGUACAUGAAUGCAUUUACUGUCUGUGCCUCACAGUUGGUCAAUUUGUGAAAAUACUGACCAUGAACAAAUAAAAGUAUUUUGAUCUAAA
Molecule: messenger RNA, 6505 nt
Organism: Boleophthalmus pectinirostris (great blue-spotted mudskipper)
Lineage: Eukaryota; Metazoa; Chordata; Actinopteri; Gobiiformes; Gobiidae
Gene: jph2
Product: junctophilin 2
Exons: 8
Coding region: 440-2716 (758 amino acids)
Cellular component (GO): sarcoplasmic reticulum; endoplasmic reticulum membrane; junctional membrane complex
Source: RefSeq, a predicted model, not a curated record